Lymnaea stagnalis (great pond snail) is the source of this 7339-nucleotide messenger RNA. The record is from the annotation of a GenBank genome assembly. NCBI's taxonomy places the organism in Eukaryota, Metazoa, Mollusca, Gastropoda, Lymnaeidae.
CAGAAAUCGAUCAGAAAACACUAACACAUGCGAUACGAAAUGUCACGAUGGCAUACGUGUUUGAUUAGGUUAUAGAAUACAAUUAUCCGAUGUGUACCUCUGAUCAAUACACCUUGCCGAGUCUUGUGUUUUAUCAAGCCUCAAGGCAAAUGAAUUCAGCCCAAGCAAGAUUAUCUUUAUAAAGGAGAUAGCUGAUACAUAAAAGUGUAAUUCAGAGACCACAUCUUUUAAUUGGAAACCUCUUGUAAACUCAAGUGAAUUAGAUAUACUUAUCAUCGUAGCUGAAACAAGUCGUGAAGUACACAGAGAGAGAACGUUUUUUUGUUUACGCUGAAAUGCCAAAGGGAUAAUCCACCGAAAUGGUCGCCGUCUUACUGCUGGUACUACUGUUACUUAACCGUCAUGACCCUGCAUCGUCGGCUGGCGGUGGCUCCGUGCACAACGCUGCCCUGUACAAGCCGGCCUAUCAGAGUUCCCUGCACGACAACCACUACGCUUACCUGGGCAACGACGGUAACAACACGGACAUAUUUGCCGCUGGUCACUGUCAGCAUACGUUGUUUCAGGACACACCGUGGUGGAUGGUGGACCUGAUGGGGCAGUUCAAGAUAGAGAAACUCGUGCUAACCAACAGGUGAGGUGCUUUUUUUUUUUUUUUUUUUUUUUGACCGAUGUGGUUUACGUUCUCAGUGCUAGAUGACGCAAUGAUCCGUCCAAUGCAUGUCGUAUCGCGUUCUAGCUUACACUUGGUGUAAAGAUAUUUCCAUUGCAGUUACAUGUAGUUUUUUUUUGUUUUUUUUUGUAAUAAUUACAUUUAAAUUAUAAACAAAAAAACAUCUUACGAUUUGUUACGUAUUCUUCAAUAACAUAAUUCCCAUCCUAUUCAAAUGUGGGAGAGCACUUAGAAUCAAAACUUUUGAAACAAUAUAAAAUGUUCAUUUUUUCUUUUCUUGUUUUUCCCCCCAAGUUCUUGGACGCUAAUACUUAAAGGGAAAUGAAAAGCAGAGCUGCACAACCAGAGCUGAGAGGUGUGCCUCUUAAAAAAAAUGACCAUAAGAAAAAUAAAGUCAGUAGUUUAGGGUAGCGACGUAAAUAAGAUAAAAUAAAGCUGAUAGAAGUAAGUUGAUAAAAGAAAGUUGAUAGAAGUAAGUUGAUAAAAGAGGACAGUGUUUUGUUUAUUACCAUGUUUACCUUAGGCCGAAUGUCAGGUAUGUGCACGUGUACAUUGGGUGAGUCAAAUGCUGGUUUAAAAUCAAAAGGAAUGCACCAAAGAGCUUUAAUCAAAACAUUAAGCCAAGGCAAAAAAAAAAAAAAAAAAGUUGACAGUAAUAGUUUAGGCAGCUAAAAUAAAAAUUUGCUAAAAAUCCUAUAAAGUUACUAAAAAUUCAAAAACAAAUUUAAAAAUUCUAAAAAAUUGCUAAAAAUCCUAAAAAAUUGAUUGCACAAAAGAAAUCAAAUAUUAAACCAAACAUUUAACCUAACAUUUAACCAAACAUUGAUACAAACAUUAAAAUAAAUAUUAAACUAAAUUUUACACUAAACAUUAAAACUAAACAUUGAAACAAACAUUUAACUAAAAUUUAAACAAAACAUUAAAACCAACAUUAAACUAAACAUUAAAACCAACAUUAAACUAAACAUUGAAACCAACAUUAAACUAAACAUUGAAACCAACAUUAAACUAAACAUUAAAACCAACAUUAAACUAAACAUUAAAACCAACAUUAAACUAAACAUUAAAACCAACAUUAAACUAAACAUUAAAACCAACAUUAAACUAAACAUUGAAACCAAGAUUAAACUAAACAUUGAAACCAACAUUAAACUAAACAUUAAAACCAACAUUAAACUAAACAUUAAAACCAACAUUAAACUAAACAUUAAAACCAACAUUAAAAUAAACAUUAAAACCAACAUUAAACUAAACAUUAAAACCAACAUUAAACUAAACUUUGAAACAAACACAGAGGCAAAAAAUCAAAGCUGGCAUGAAAUUAAUUAGAAGAAAACUCAGACAAAUCCGGCGACGCUCCUGGAGCCUAACUGCAUCGGCUUGACGCUCCCGUCAGUUCACCGGCUGCGUGGAGAUAUGAGGUCUGCUGACUGGGAGGCAGGUUAUUCUCCAUAACAAAAAAAUCUCAGGCCCUUUGACUUCGUCACGUUAUGGCAUCAUUGAGACGGAUGGAUGCUGGGAAUGUUCACUGUAUUAUUUAAUGUAAAUAGAAUAAUUCCUGACGUUUAGACGUAAGAGAGACCUCUCGAAGUCAGCCUCGCAUUUUAAGCAUGCACCAUUACAGUUAUUAUUUUCAAUUUAUGUAAACUGGUGUCCUAUUUUUAUAGGUUGAUAGCUAGAGAUGCCUCUUGGAUUCCUAGAAAUUGUUUUUGAGCUUCGGAGAACUGAUAUUUAAAUAGUUUUAUCUAUACGAACACAUUAGUCAUUUUUGGUGCGAAUUAUCAAUUUAGUGGCUAACAUUGACUGUACAUGUGUAUUCUGUCCUGCAAUUCAAAUAUUUGUUGGUAUUUCUUUUGUGUGUGUGUGUGUGUGCCUCGGUAUUCUGGGAAGGGUGUAGACUCUAGAUGUAAUGUAGGUCAUAAAAAAAGAUGAAGUAGUGGGGCACUGAUUAAAAGAGACAAUCUUUGGAACAUACUCAUUGUAUUUUUAGAAUAUGGAGUUGUGAGACUUAAAAAAACUAGAUGGGUGGGAAUUUAUUAUAUUUUUUGUUUAGUUGAAAAAUAGGGCUUCAAUUUAUGGUUGGGGGGGGGGGAGGCAGGCGGGUCAUUUUAGGCGGUUAUUAAUAGCACUUGUUUCUGUAAAAACACUGGUAAUAAUAUUUAAAACGAUUUCUUUCCAGAGCCGAAGGAUCAGAUAGAUUAAAAAACUUUGCAAUCGACAUUUUCAAAACAGACCCCAGGCAGCUGCCCAGCUUUCCCUCGGCCACUGGUCAGAUAUGUUACAGCCAGAUAGCGCCACUGACCAACGGGACAUUCACGUGGCAAUGCCCCGCUCCUAUUGUCGGGAGGUUUGUAAGGCUUGUCAUGUGAGUUCAUAGUGUGUUAUUUUUUAAUAUAUACUCUUUCUUCUGAUCUUUGCUUUUGUUAAGGGCUUGUGCCCAUUCUUACUCCUUUUCUUUUCUUUCAUUUUUAGGUGUAGGUAGCGUGAAAGAUAUAUUCUGUACAUUUAAUUUAUAAUUACUAUUCUUUAGUGUUGUUAUGAUAACGAAGGUGGUUUUCCGAAACGCUUGAAUUGGUAUUUUAUCUCAUCAUGGUCAUUUCUUACUUACCACAGUGUUUUAUUUACACAAGUUGUCUCUGUCUCAUUAUUUUAUUUUUAUAUUAAGUUAUAGAACAUUUUACUUCUCAAAGAUGUUGACUUCAUCAGCGUUUUCAUCAAAAACGAUGUCAGUCACACAUCUCUUGAAAAGUUCGACAUUUUAGCUAUGUUAGUCCCGUCAGUUGACCCUUUAUUGGAACUUUUAAAAAAAAAUGCGUGUUAUAUUCUUAGCAAUUUGUUUUCAAUUAAAUUCACCGACUCACAGAUUAGCCAACAUUAGCCAAAUAUCCCAUGGAAGUAAAAAGAACUGUCAUGUGGAUGGGUCCUCGUGACCUACAUUAAACUGUGAUGUUUUUUAAAAGUCUAAGUGAAUCAGGUGCACUGGUUAGUGGAAUGCAAGCCGAGCAAGAACGUCUGGUGUUAUUUAUUCCAUGAGAUUGAUUGUAGAUUAAUUCAAUACAGCCUUAUGACAUUAUUUCCACGUCAAAUGCCUACUGAAAGCGGACGCAGCUGUAUUUGAUGAGAACAUUCCGGCGCAUUUGUGGCGCAUUGCUGAGCUCACACCGAGAUUUGCUUUUAAUAUUGAUUUCGCCUUUCAGUGGAGAUUCCGUUAAUCUAACGGUUCUUAGCCUGAUGUCCAUGGGAUCUGGGAUACCGUGAAUAGGUGUUAGAUUAGCAACCGCUCUGUAAAAAUAAUUUAAUUCUAAGAAAAGGUAUAUGCUUCAUCUAAAUAUAAAAAAAUAACGGCACUUAAAUAAAGGGGUUAAGAACCCCUGCGUAAAUGGAAUUUAAAAAAUUGUAAACAAUGUUUGGAUGAAAAUCUCUUAAGGAAUAUGUUAAACGUAUUUCACUCGGAAUGAUAUUCUUAGUAUAAUGCAGUGGUUCCGACAGUUUUUCGAUUGUCGGCGCCCUUAGUGAAUGCACGUUUUCCUAUGUCCAAUUCUAACAAGUACAUUAUGAAGUAGAGAGUACUUCUUUUUUUUUUUUAAAUCAAAGUCUUGACUAAGUCUUGCCGCUGGAACAAUAGGCAAGGACGAGGCAGUGAGGCUGACGAAUUGAGCAAUUCUCCCUCCCUUUCAACAAAAUAUAGCUAAGUCAAGGCUACUUACUACUCAAGUUCAAGCCUAAGUCAUCAUCUCACACGAAGGACGAACUUAUGAUGUGCUAUAAUGUCUUGCUUCCUACGUAACAAAUAUAUUUUUAACUUUGAGACAAAUAUAGAAAUUUUAAAAAAAAUUAAACUAUGAUAAUAUUUUUAUCCAUGAUUGGAAUGAGGUGUCUCGAUCUAUUUGUGCAUUGCCUGACAGACUGAUAGCAUAUUGGCAGACAUGACGCCCCCUUCCGAUUGCUGGCAAGCCGUCCGUCACGAUGUGAUGAUGGUGAAGACUUUGCAGGACGAAAUCUAUAAGGCCUGGGAUGAUUCUUUACAAGGUCUGGGAUUAUUCUUCUAGUAUUAUAGGCUGGUCCCCAACAGCAAAUCGCCUCUCUCCACGUCGCUGGAUAACCCAAGGGAACAUCAUGUGGAUGAUACAGCUUGGCACCAGUGGCGUCGCCUGAGUUGUCUGAAUUUUUCAUUGUGCUAAUGUUAUCCACAUAAGGGACUCAAAUUCCGGGUUAGAUUCAGAGUUCCCUUCUCUUAGAUGAGUAGCCAAGAGUCAUCCAAUGAGGAUGAUACCAAUGUUAUCCGCCUACGGGACUCCAUCAUCAGGUUUGAAUUCAGAGUUUCCUUCUCUUAGAUGAGCUGCCAUCCAGGCUUAACCACCCGGUCCCAUCCAUCCGGGGUGCUAAUGAUGUUUUUGCUUGACUGGGCAUUGGCUGGCAUUGAGCUCCAGACCACCAAUUUGAGAUUUGCUCAGUUUAGAGCACCCUAUAUAUAUAUAUAUAUAUAUACAUAUAACGAAGUAACAAAGUAACGAACACUUUAAAUCACUAGUUGGUGGUCAAACGUGCUUCAUUGACCAACAUUUUUGGAAUUUCCUUUGACCCAGAUGGUGGAUAAUUCAAAGUUACCGUUGGAACAUUACAAAUUAAAUCACGCUAAAUAAUAAUUCAAAUCAGGAAGUACGAUUGAAAGCGGACAAUGUCAAGAGUUCAUUGUCGUGUUUCGAAACUAUUUUAGUAGCUCACAUAUUUUUUUUUGGUCUAUUUCCCCACAUUCAAAUCCUCUUCCAAAAUAUUUUCAAACUUAAUCUCCUGAUUUGAUACAAGCACAGAAGAGGACAUGAAAAGACAAAGCUCAUUGAGACGUGAAUAUUUCACAAGAAUUCCAAGGUGUCAGCACAGUCACGCACAAUUUCAAAAUAAUGGCCAAAUGCAGUGUUAGAUGAAGAACAAGAGGAUUUUGAAAUUGAAACAGUUUCACCGCAUGAGCGACGUGGACGAGGAAAAGUGCUUGAUCAACUAAUCGCAGAGGAUGAGCCGUUUUUUGAAUAAAAAUGCGUGCUUGUGUUAAAGAUAAAAUUUAAAUGAUUGUCUUGAAUGGUUUUUGAAAACGAUUUACAGGGAAUGGCAAAAUAGCUGCAAACUAUAGCAUGCUUCGAAACCUAGGAGUUUCAGUGAACAUGAUGGGCUCUGGGAUGACAUUUUCGAAUUCUUUGGUAAACAUAAUGUUGAGAUUCAACGGUAGAGCAAUGGCAACUAGAAUUCGUGAAGAACUUCUAUAUCCCAGGUUUCAUGCGAACAAUAGCAACUAGAACUGCUAGAUCUUGCUCUUAAAUUUGAGGAUUUGAAGAACGGUCUUAAAGAAGACACUGUAAUGUGUUCAGAAGUACUGUAAUAAAUAACAAAGACAACGUUUAUGAAAAUAAAGGGGAUAUACAUUCAGAAUAUAGCCGACCAAUCGUGACUACAGUACAUAUAGUAAUUCUAAGAUCUGUGCCUUAUGCCGCUACAGCAUAAUGAACGAGUAUAAUUUAUAUUCAGAAACAUAUUCAGUUUUAUUUAAUUGUUAUAAAUAUCUACUGACUUUUCCAAUAUCUCAAGUUUCAUGCGAACAAAUUGGAAACAGGUUUUAAGCAACUUUGCUGAUGACUUGUUGUGAUACAGACAUUGCACCAAACUUAGCAGAGGGACAUAGAAAAAAAAAUAUUGAACGUUGUUCCCACAUCGAUUGGUAUCAUGAUGCAUUAUUAGACAUUUAGGCUGUUAUGGGUUUUUUUAUGACGUAAUCUGUAUAGCUGUUGCUAUUUGCGUUGUUAUCAACAUAUUUUUAAAAAAAAAUACUGAUAAAAAAAAAAAGUAGCGUUCAUUAAUCUGAAAGAAUUCUCUUUAUUUUCAGGUUCGCGCAGGACUACCUUCAUAUUUGUGAACUGGAAGUGUACGUCAGCGACGUCUUCUACAAGGAAUCAUCAUUUCGCAUGAAGCUGAACCGGAUGUUGAAAAUGACGCCAUUCAUGACGGUAAAUGUUGAUGGCGUCAUGGCCUGUUCACAACAGUGCUCCUCACACAGGGAGAACGACGUCAAAUGCACCGCCUUCAACUGGUUCGCUGUGACGGGGGAGUGCCAGUUGUUUCAGGUGGACCCCAACAAUAUCCCGGUUCCUCUUGUAGUCCAAGCCGGCUGUAAUUUUGUUUCGGAACGAACUUAAAACGUUCCUUCUUGUUCUACAUCGAAACUAACUUUUAAAACAAACAAAAACAAACAAACUCAUCGUCUUUCCGUUUGAGCAGACAAAUUUCUUGUUUGGAAUUUGAAUCAUUUCCAACAUCUACAUAACGUUUCCUAAACUAAGACUCUUUCUCCCAAGUCCAGACCCCCCCCCCCCCCAAAAAAAAAAAAAAAAGUAAUAUUUUAUGGUUAUUUUUAUUUGGUCAUGUUAUCGUAUUAUGAUACAUGUAUUAUUUUAAAGUAUUAUUUAAUGACAUUUAACAUAUAUCCAUACACGAAUAACAAACACGUGACGUGAUCAUUGUUUACUUUCCCUUUCAUUUCUCAUCUGCCAUUGUCUCAAGACAACUUGAUAUUCACUAUGGAGUAGUCAGCUUUCCACUGUUUUUAGCAGAUUAUGUUACCAAUAGAAUUCUUAAGACUGAUUUUCUUAAAACCUAAAGAAAGAUGAAUGCAAAACG